UCGUAAUACUCUCACCAAACUCAAAAAGCUUCCUUUAGCUUUCGGGUUUUCCGAAUUGCAGGCUUGGUAUCUGAAUCGCCAUGGCUCUUGCAUCUGGUGAAGCUAACAGGAUAUGCAAUCACUGGUGUGUAGGCAAAAGAUCAGCUUAAAGAUUCCCUGCUUCCUUGGUAGUGGUGAACUGUUUGUUCAAUUUCGAAAGCUAGGUUAUGAAGUGUGGAUGUGUUGGCAGUUGGCCAAUGACUUGGAAUUGUUUGAUGUGCUUGUUGAUUAUGGUCCGAGGGUGAUCGGUAAAUACUGGUCAUAAACAGUGGCAAACUCAUAAGAGCCCUAAUCUUAAACCAAACGGUGCGUUUUUGCAACACUGAACGUCGUCUUCUUCGCGCGCGCCGCUGAAGAUUCUGGUUUUUGAUGCACAGAAGCUGUUCGAUAAAAUUCCCCAGAGGCUUUGCUUUUCUUGUGUAGCUGCCAUGGCUGGUGAGCCAGCGGUUCAGGAUCAACGGCAGCGCACUUUGCAGGCAUUGGAGCGAAGGUUCGAGGCUGCUCAAGCCGAACUUGAUUUACACCAAACGAAGAACACAAAGAGAUUGAAAACCGAAGGAGCUGGAAAGAAACCGCAUACUGCUAAUUCUUCAGCCGUUGAUUCUUCACCAAAUUUAGCUAAUGCAUCAUCCGCAACUCCAUCGAAGAAAGGGAAUUUCACCUUUGCUGGUUAUGUGAAUUCACAAGAUAUCGACGAAAGCGGUCCAACAUAUUCAAAACUCUCUCAGCCUAUACAUGAGAAUCUACUCACAGCUAGUAAUGUUGAGGUCUCUGGUAGAAAAGAAAGUAAAGUCGAUAAUGUAUUGCAUGAGCUUCUUCAGAGUGGCGACUCUGCUCUGAAGUAUAUGCAAGGAUCAAGAAGCAAGAGGAUUGACAAUUGGAUCCUCCUUGAUAAUUAUGUGCAAGGGCGUGGUGGUUCUGGCUCCCGUGCCAGGGCAUUGCAGAGUAAUUCAAAGCGGUCUAGGAAGCGUAUGUCGAUGAAACAGCAAAAGAAGAAUGGAUUGUUUGAUUUGCCUCAGGAGCUCCAUAGCUAUGAUAAAUUUAAGCCAAUGCAUGAGAUGUGGAAAGACUAUAUAGCACAACUUCUUAAAACUACUGGGAAAACACAGCUGGCUCAGUCUCUUCUUAGUGCAGAUCUACAUGGUGCUAUUAUUUCAGCAGUUGUUGACUGUAAAGUAACUUCCUACACUGGAGUGAGUGGUAUCAUGAUUCGUGAAACAGCAGAAACAUUUGGCAUAAUUACAGAAGAUGAUCAAUUCCGAGUGGUGCCAAAAAGGUUUUCUGUUUUUGUAUUUCAAGUUGAUUGCUGGAAGAUUACCUUGCAUGGGGACAAACUGACUUCAAGAAACCUGGGUUCGUGAUCUCAAACAUAAUCAUUGCAGCUCAGAACAAUCAGGCUUUGAAGUAAAUAUCAUUGGCAAUCAUGUCAGUUUCAAUCGAUGUAAGUUCUGCCGAGAUCUUGAGUUUAGUGAUCGAGUAGCAGAUAAGCAGCUGAGAGGGCUUUGGCAUUGACGGUAAAAAAGAAUACUGAUUGUGACAUGAAGACUGGACCCUCACUAUGGCCAGUUGGUAUUCAACAUGCAGAUAUACACUCAUUGCCAGCCAGCCACAAAUACAAAAUGAGAGAAACUAUUGCCUGCCUGUUUAAGUUCGCGUAGUUUAAGAAGGAUGGAAUCCUAAUUUUUGUCUUUUAGGUAGUCGUCUGUUUGCACCGUGUUGACGUGUUCGGUUAGGCAGUAAAUCAUUCAUUUCAAAGAAGAUUAUGUAUGACAUGCUUGAUUCAGUGAUAAUCUGUAUUCUGACCA
Rosa chinensis is the source of this 1844-nucleotide messenger RNA. RefSeq names its product ribonuclease P protein subunit p29. The record is from RefSeq and is a predicted model, not a curated record. The transcript has 11 exons. NCBI's taxonomy places the organism in Eukaryota, Viridiplantae, Streptophyta, Magnoliopsida, Rosales, Rosaceae. Gene Ontology annotation, biological process: tRNA 5'-leader removal; rRNA processing. Gene Ontology annotation, molecular function: ribonuclease P RNA binding. Gene Ontology annotation, cellular component: ribonuclease P complex; ribonuclease MRP complex. Bases 468 to 1400 code for a protein of 310 amino acids.